AUGGAGUUCUGGCUAAAGCUACUUCUAACAUUAUCCUCUUGUCCGCUACCAGUUAAUGGAUUUUCUUUAACAAAUUUCCACCUGGAGGAGCCUUUGGAUAACAACUACUAUCAGAAAAUUAUGGAGGAAAUUGUUCAGGAACAAACCGUUGAAUCUCUGCUAAUUGUUCACCAAAAUUCUACCCUGAAUGGAAGAUUGAGGAUAUUCCAUGAAUCUGCAAUACCCAAAAUUAUCAUUUCCAGACCCGAGGAUUUUCUCUUUGUGGAAAAUUUCAAUAUGGAGUUGUUAACAAUUUUCCUGAUGAGGGAAAAAUUCAAUUCCGACUUGAUGGCAAUUGGGGCAAAAAUUUUGGACUAUCGUCAUCAGACAAGGAUUUUUAUUGUGGCGGAAAAUAUUUCAGGUGGUGUUGGAGCAGGAGCAGAGGAGGAAUUCAAAAAUCAGCUGCUAAUGGAGUUGGAAAAUUACAAAAUGACAAAUGUUUUACUGAAUUUUUUGGAGGAUAAACCGGGGCCUAAUAACACCACCCUCUAUGCCCUCCGACCCUAUCCUCGAUAUCACUGGAUCAUUAAACCCCAGAGUGAAAAAUAUUACCCUCCAUAUUGGCGAAAUAUGGCAAACACUACCCUUACCACCCUCAUUGGCCAGGACCCCGUGACCGGGCUGGCGUAUUACGACUCGAAUGGAAAUCUACAAAUGAAUGGCCAGGUGGCCAGAUUAAUUAUGCUAUAUGCCGAACGUUAUAAUGCCAGCCUGAAAAUGCACAGAUCUUUCAAAUUUGGGAAAAUCACACCCUAUAUACAACUGAAUGAGAUGAGUCUACGUGGUGAAUUGGAUGUGCCCAUGUCCCUGAGUCUACACACCAACCUCAGCCAGACACCACUUUUGAGGACAGGAUAUUAUGAAAUGAUUAAAAGUUAUUUGAUGGUACCCUGCCCUACCCAGCUAAAUAAUCGGGAACUGAUUGCCUUACUUUUGAAUGGCUACUUCUUGGGAUGUGUCCUGGUAUUCUCCCUCAUAUUCUCCAUUUUCCACAGCCUUAUCGAUUAUUAUUUGGAUAAUUUAUGGGAUGCGUUAAAUUUUCUACUGAAUGAUCACAUUCUACCCGGAAUAUUGGGUCAAUCGUUUUUGACCCGCAGCUCACCCUGGCGUAGCUUGAAAAUUGUUUACCUCUUGGUAUCAUUUAUUGGCCUAAAUAUUGCGGUGCAAUUCUCGGCCCAAUUCAGUACCCUAUUUACCGAUCCAUCCUAUCACAAAGCCAUAGAGACCAUAAAGGAUUUGCAAAAAUCCCCACUGAAAAUUUUCACCGAUCAUGCCAAUGGAAAGGGUUUGAUACCCAUAUUCGGUAAAGAUAAG
Messenger RNA from Musca vetustissima, 1353 nucleotides. RefSeq lists its product as uncharacterized. The record is from RefSeq and is a predicted model, not a curated record. The transcript has a single exon. Lineage: Eukaryota; Metazoa; Arthropoda; Insecta; Diptera; Muscidae. The annotation marks the transcript as partial.